CGAUGGCUGCUGGUGGAGCAGGAUGCGGGGAAACGGUGGAGCAGUGCCGGGUCGAAUUGGAGCGCCUGACCCGGGAGCUGGCGGAGGCCAACCGCGAGAAGAUCCGGGCGGCGGAGUGCGGGCUGGCGGUCCUGGAGGAGAACCAGAGCCUGAAGCAGCAGUACUCCGAACUUGAGGCCGAACAGGAGGCGCUGAGGCUGGAGCUGGAGCAGCUGCAGGAGGCAUUUGGCCAGGCCUACUCCACCCAGCGUAAGGUGGCAGAAGAUGGGGAGACCAACGAGGAGACGCUGUUGCAGGAGUCUGCCACCAAGGAGGCCUACUACAUGGGUCGCCUCCUGGAGCUCCAGUCGGAGCUAAAGCACUGCCGUGUCACUGCCUCCAGUGCUCAAGCUGACAAUGAACACCUGAGCACAGUGCUGCAGGAGCUGAGGGAGAGCAAUGAGAUGUUGGAGCUGCAGCGCAGCCGAAUGCGUGAGGAGAUCAGGGAGUACAAGCUUCGAGAGGCUCGGCUGCUCCAGGAUUAUACCGAACUAGAGGAGGAGAACAUCUCUCUGCAGAAACUUGUUUCAACGCUCAGGCAGAAUCAGGUGGAGUAUGAAGGCCUGAAGCAUGAGAUCAAGGUUCUGGAGGAGGAGACAGAGCUUCUCAACAGCCAAUUACAAGAUUCAUUGCGUUUAAAGGACAUUUCAGAUUCCCAGCUCGAGGAAGCACUGGAGUCUCUGAAGAGCGAGCGUGAACAGAAGAACCAUUUGCGCAGGGAGUUGGUCCACCACCUCAGCAUGUGUGAUGUGGCCUACACUGGCAGUGCCCACCUGACAUUCACCUCUGCGCCACCUAGUGGCAAUGCCACCCCAACAGCUCUGCUCUCCCCAAACACAGAAGACCCAACCAGGUGUAACGGCCACCUCCAGGGUGGGACUGGAGCGGGGACAGCUGCAGGGUUGGCUUCCAGGGCUAAUGGAGAAUACCGGGCACCAGGUUGGAAAGCUGAGGGAACAGCGACAUCUGACCUCUUCAAUGAGAUGAACCUGACAGAGAUCCAGAAGCUCAAACAGCAGCUGAUGACAGUUGAACGUGAGAAGGUAACACUCAUGACCAGCCUGCAGGAGUCCCAGGCUCAGCUCCAGCACACCCAAGGGGCCCUAACCGAGCAGCAUGAGAAGGCCCUCCGCCUUACCCAGAAAGUUAUUGCCCUCCGCCGCCUGCAUCGUAGGGUCCACCUCAAACAGGAAGCCCACACUAGUGCCACCUCUCAGCUCCACCAUGAGGCCCUUAUGGAGCUGGACAGGGAUGAGGAGGAGGCUGAGGAGGAAGAAAGAACUGAUGAGGAAAAGAGUGAGACAUUGAACAAAAGUCAGUUAUUUUCAUACCAGACGCCAGGUCUUGAGAUCCUACAGUGUAAGUACCGUGUGGCUGUGACGGAGGUGGUGGAGCUCAAGGCAGAAGUGAAAGCCCUUCAUGACAAACUAACUCAGUGUGUAGAAGCAGCAGCAGAGGAGAAGCCGAGGCAAAACGAUCAGCUCCAGAAGCUGGAAAGGCAGGUUGCCUCAUUGGAGAAGAGCAUUCGGGAGGGACGGGGGAAGAUUUUCAGCUUGGAGACAGAGUUGCAAGCAGCUCAGUCAGCAGCCAGUGAGAGCCAGGAAGCAUUGAACGCAGCUCAGGAUGAGUUGGUGACGCUGAGCGAGGAGCUUGCCCAGCUGUACCACCAUGUCUGUCUGUGCAACAAUGAGACACCCAACCGUGUCAUGCUGGACUACUACAGGCAAGGCAGAGGGCUCAGGGGCAUCACUGCCAGUCUUAAAGCCAUGUCUUCAGACAACAGCAAAGUUCUUCUCACACCACGCCUUGCCAGGCGGCUGGCUGCUGUUUCCUCAGUAACCUCAACUCCUGGGGAGUCACGGAGCCCCUCAGAGUCUCCGUCCAAGGAGCCCUUUUCUGGGGAGGGUGGGAGAGAGGAGAAGGAAGGGGACAGGGAAAGCCUCCAGGUGUCAUCUGAGCAGAGCCUGCCUCCCUGCACACCUCCAACUCGCUCACCCAGCAUCAGUGCCUCUUCAUCAUCAUCUUCUUCAUCAUCACCUGCCCUGGAACCUCCUGGAGAACUCCGGAGGGAGCCCAUGAACAUCUACAACCUCAACGCCAUCAUCAGAGACCAGGUGAAGCACCUCCAACGGGCAGUAGACAGGUCUCUGCAGCUGUCCAGACAGAGAGCAGCAGCCAGGGAACUGGCUCCUCUUCUGGACAAGGACAAGGAAAGCUGCAUGGAGGAGAUCCUGAAGCUUAAGUCUCUGCUCAGCACCAAGAGAGAGCAGAUAGCCACCCUGAGAUUGGUGCUUAAGGCUAACAAACAGACAGCAGAGGGAGCCCUGGCCAACCUGAAGAGUAAAUAUGAGGCAGAGAAGUCAAUGGUGACUGACACUAUGAUGAAGCUCAGGAAUGAGCUGAAGGCCCUGAAGGAGGAUUCUGCCACUUUCUCCUCUCUGCGGGCCAUGUUUGCCACCAGGUGUGAUGAGUAUGUGACCCAACUGGAUGACAUGCAGAGGCAGUUGGCUGCAGCCGAGGAUGAGAAGAAGACUCUGAACUCCCUCCUGCGAAUGGCCAUCCAACAGAAACUGGCCCUAACUCAGCGCCUGGAGGAUUUGGCCUUUGAUCAAGAGCAGACCCACCGCACCCGUGGGGGAAGGCUGACCCGCAGGAAGACCAGUAACCCCAAAAUCGUCAGUAGCCUUCUGCCGCAGUGCCGUUCUUCUUACCCUCCGCACAGCUGAAUGUUUGAGUCUCCUCAGUUCUUUUCAUAGCGGCAGUGUGUCGACCCUCUUGGCACCCACCAUGAGUGCCUCCUGUCUGGCUUCCUCAGUCCCCUCUGGGUCCUACAUCUCUGUGGAACACAUUUACUGACCCUUGGCACUGUUUACCCAGAAGACUCAGCCAACACUUUGUCCAGAGGACCCCUCACCUGGAAACAGGCCAACAAUGCCCCUUCAAGGAGUGCCUGGCUCACACUUAGAUUGCACUUGGGAAGCUAAAGUGCUACUGUGACAUGAGAGCCACAUGAACCUAUUGACUCAGUCACUGCCAGAUCUGGGUUUGGGUCUUUUGAAUCAUCAAAAUACCAAAAUCAAAGAAUCAAAUCUUUUUUUUGUGUGUCAUCCACAGUGGUUAUUGUCUGUGUUAGCAUAAACAUUUGGUUGAAGAAAAUAUGUAUUUCUGUGUACAAUACCAACAGUAUGGCACCAUGUAGGUAUGGUAACCCAUGCAGUGUUCAUAAAGUAUAUGCAUCUGUACAGAUUCUAGCUGUUGAUGCUUUUUAAUCCGUGUGAAAAUAACUGAAAUUCACUUUUUUGGUUUUUUAUUUAACAUGUAUUAUCCCUGCACAUAAAGUCUGCCUCUUCAUUAAUGAAUAAUAAAAAAAGCCCAUGUAGGAUGAGCACAAGCUGAAUCAGUGCAUUUCAAAAACAUGCUGUAUGUGGCUGUUAGCUGAAAAAAGCUGAUAGUACAUCAAUAUUCUGCAUGUCCACUUUGUUAAGUUGGCUAUAACUUCAGACAGUGUGAUAACAGUCAGACUCCUCUGUGCUCUUUCACAGUGAAAUAGGACUUUGUUAUCAAUCCACAAAGCCUGAUUCACUUACAGCACUCAUUCAACUGCCAAAAAUCAAUCCAACAGCACCCAAGUGGACAUGAGCUGGAGUGUGGAUGCAAAAGAAAUGUAUAUCAUUUGAAAACGACCAGCGGUUGCAUCAUUGAAUAAAGCUGGCAUAAAGCUGAUUCACCACAAUGUGUAGAACUGAAAUACAAAGGUGUCACAUCCUGAAGGUUUACCUGUACUACCUGAAUACUGCAAGAAAUUUGAUUUCUGUGAUUUCAUAAAACCUUGCCCUAUUGUUGAGAUGUUAUUAUUAUUUACUUGAUGGACAUUAAUAAGCAAUAUUGUUGCAAUAUGUUUGUUUCACACAUUUUACCCCCAAACGCCUCUCAGAAAUAAACUACUGAUAGACAAGUUUGCUUUUUAUUGUUUUUAACCUGUGUUAUCCAUUUACUGUAGAAAACAUGAAUGUCGUUUAGUUAGAUCCAAAUGUGGCAAAGGUGAGGAAGCCUGAUAGGAGCUGAGGUGGGCAGAGUGGUUAGUAAUUAUAAUACCUGAAAGAUGGCUCAGUGUUAGGUUCAUUUAAGACUAGGACCCCAAAGCAGAGACGUGCACUGGUGAGUGGGAACAGAAGGUUCUUUUAAUCACUCUACUAACUAAAUUCAGAACAAAAGAAGGCUGUGGAGGCAUGGAGCUGGCUGGCAGGAAGAAAUCUUCAGCCACAUGACUACAGGAGAAUCUCUGUUCAGGUAACACAGGUGAACAGCAUGCAGAGGUAGAGCAUAGAACAAUCUGGUAGGAAUGCAGGCCAGGCUUAUAAAGUGG
This is a messenger RNA of Scatophagus argus, 4405 nucleotides long. RefSeq names its product protein bicaudal D homolog 1-like. Gene Ontology annotation, biological process: positive regulation of receptor-mediated endocytosis; protein localization to organelle; microtubule anchoring at microtubule organizing center. The record is from RefSeq and is a predicted model, not a curated record. Gene Ontology annotation, cellular component: cytosol; Golgi apparatus. The transcript is spliced from 13 exons. Lineage: Eukaryota; Metazoa; Chordata; Actinopteri; Scatophagidae. The coding region runs from base 3 to 2765 and encodes 920 amino acids. Gene Ontology annotation, molecular function: dynactin binding; dynein intermediate chain binding; cytoskeletal adaptor activity.